CGUUGCUCAGGGAUUCAAUUCCAAAGUUAUUCGGUAUUCAGUCUUACCGAUCAACUGCGGGUCAGAUCGGGGUCCGAAUGACAGGGUGAAGGACAGAGUGACGAGGCGGAGGGAGAAGAAUUUUGAUUUUGAAUUUUGGUUCGUCGAUGCAAAACUGCAAUUCAGCGAAAGGACAAUGGAACUGAAACAGAUCCUGUGCCUAAUAUCUUUGACCUGCAUGGUGGAGGGUCAAUCGUUCUUCGAUGUGAUCCGAAAUUAUCGUCAAACUCAAAGCAACAGCAUCCCAUCAGGCUACGAGCCGGAUACAACGACCUAUGACUUCAUCGUCGUAGGAUCAGGCUCGGCGGGUUCAGCGGUAGCGAACCGUCUCUCGGAGAACCCGAACUGGAAGAUACUGUUGCUGGAGGCCGGAGGAAUGAUGAACAUUCUGAACGAAAUCCCGAUGCUAGUGAGCGUUUUUCAGCUCACAGAGUUCAACUGGGGCUAUAAAGUCGAACCACAGACCAACGCCUGUCUGGGAAUGAUAAACAGACAGUGUCCUUGGCCCAGAGGAAAGACCCUGGGCGGCACGAGCACACUCAACUACAUGAUCCACACCAGAGGCGGCAAAGAGGACUACGAAAACUGGGCCAAAAUGGGAAACAAGGGCUGGUCUUGGAACGAGGUGCUUCCCUACUUCAAAAAGAGCGAGCGCUUCGACAUCCCUGAGCUGAACAACUCCACCUGGCACAACAGACACGGACACCUCUGUGUCGAAUACGUUCCCUACCACUCGCCUUUGGCCAACGUAUUUCUUCGUGCCGGUAAAAGCCUCGGCUAUAGCAUCGUCGACUACAACGGCGCCAACCAGAUUGGCUUCUCCUUCAUCCAGGUCAACAUGGACAAGGGGACGAGGUGCAGCGCCGCCAAGGCGUACCUCAAGGAUCGAAGACCCAAUCUUCACAUCAUUACAAACGCUCGGGUCACCAAAGUCCUCUUCGAUAAAAAUAAACGCGCAUACGGAGUCGAGUAUGUCAAAGGGAAGAAGUUCCGACAGGCGCGAUGCUCCAGAGAAGUCAUUCUUUCCGCCGGGACCAUCGACUCUGCGAAAUUGCUGAUGCUCUCGGGAAUCGGGCCGAAGGAUCACCUGGAAGAGCUUGGCAUCCCAGUAUUGAAGGACUCUAUGGUUGGGUAUAACCUCUACGAGCACGUCGGUUUCCUCGGGUUGACUUUCCUGGUGAAUCAAAGCGUAACUCUACUCCCCAGGCAGCUCGCCAGACCCGGUGUGCUACUGGACUACGUGAUGAACCGAAAGGGGCCGAUGACGAUACCCGGCGGAGCUGAAGCGCUGGCUUUUAUCAGGAGCAAAUACGCUCAGGACGAAAGACCGGACAUCGAACUGCUCUUCGCAUCCGGCUCGCUCCAUUCCGACAAUGGUCUGACCUUGAGAAGAGCUCUGGGGAUAACCGAUGAGCUUUAUAACGCGGUGUACAAACCCAUCGAAGGCCGCGAUGCCUGGUCGAUCUGGCCCAUUGUUCAGAACCCUCGUAGCGUCGGAAGGAUCAAGCUCAAGUCAAAGGAUCCUUUCCAGAGCCCAAUCAUAGACCCGAACUUCUUCAGCCAUCCGGCCGAUUUGGAGAUAAUCUUAGAAGGAGUCAAACUCGCUAUUAAUAUAUCGCAGAGUGAACCGUUCAGUAAAUACGGUUCUCGUCUUCACGAUGUCAAGAUCCCCGGGUGUCGGACUCUGAAAUUUGGCUCCGACGACUACUGGAGAUGCGCCAUCAAGCAUCUGCCCUCCAUGAUGAACCAUGAAAUUGGCACUGCCAAGAUGGGACCCGCCUCUGAUACCAACGCAGUUGUCGACCCGCAACUCAGAGUGCAUGGCGUCACUGGUCUUCGCGUUGCUGACGCUUCAAUCAUGCCUGCCAUUCCAACUGGACAUUCCAACGCUGUAAUUUACAUGAUAGGCGAAAAGGCCGCCGAUAUGAUCAAGCAGACUUGGCGAUCAAGAUAGUUUCGAAUUGUCGGUUACUCGAUAAGCUCAGGUCGUAAAACUUGACUAUUAACUUCUUGUCGAAUCCAUUUUAAGCCUACGUAAU
Messenger RNA from Diprion similis, 2078 nucleotides. Its product is annotated as glucose dehydrogenase [FAD, quinone]-like. NCBI's taxonomy places the organism in Eukaryota, Metazoa, Arthropoda, Insecta, Hymenoptera, Diprionidae. The transcript has 2 exons. The record is from RefSeq and is a predicted model, not a curated record. Gene Ontology annotation, molecular function: oxidoreductase activity, acting on CH-OH group of donors; flavin adenine dinucleotide binding. The coding region runs from base 176 to 1993 and encodes 605 amino acids.